Molecule: messenger RNA, 1948 nt
Organism: Vigna unguiculata (cowpea)
Lineage: Eukaryota; Viridiplantae; Streptophyta; Magnoliopsida; Fabales; Fabaceae
Product: cyclin-dependent kinase C-2-like
Biological process (GO): positive regulation of transcription elongation by RNA polymerase II; protein phosphorylation
Cellular component (GO): cyclin-dependent protein kinase holoenzyme complex; nucleus
Molecular function (GO): RNA polymerase II CTD heptapeptide repeat kinase activity; ATP binding
Source: RefSeq, a predicted model, not a curated record
AUGGCUAUUGCAGCUCCAGGGCAAUUGAACGUUAAUGAAUCGCCCACUUGUGGAUCCAGAAGUGUCGAUUGCUUCGAGAAACUGGAGCAAAUUGGCGAAGGCACAUAUGGUCAGGUUUACAUGGCUAAAGAGAUCAAAACUGGUGAAAUUGUUGCUCUGAAGAAAAUACGUAUGGACAAUGAGAGAGAGGGGUUUCCUAUAACUGCUAUACGAGAAAUCAAAAUUCUUAAGAAACUACAUCAUGAAAAUGUGAUCAAGCUGAAAGAAAUUGUGACUUCUCCAGGUCCUGAGAAAGAUGAACAGGGGAGGCCAGAUGGUAACAAAUAUAGAGGUGGCAUCUAUAUGGUCUUUGAAUACAUGGACCACGAUUUAACUGGCCUUGCUGACCGACCUGGGAUGAGAUUUACAGUUCCCCAAAUUAAAUGUUACAUGAGACAACUGUUGACGGGGCUUCACUAUUGUCAUGUAAAUCAAGUACUCCAUCGUGAUAUCAAAGGCUCAAAUCUUCUUAUAGACAAUGAGGGAAACCUUAAGCUUGCAGAUUUUGGACUAGCACGAUCAUUUUCUAAUGACCAAAAUGCUAAUCUUACAAAUCGUGUCAUUACAUUAUGGUACAGACCUCCUGAGUUGCUGCUUGGGACAACAAAGUAUGGGCCUGCUGUAGAUAUGUGGUCAGUUGGGUGCAUUUUUGCUGAGCUUCUUCAGGGGAAGCCUAUCUUUCCUGGAAAAGAUGAGCCAGAACAAUUAAAUAAAAUAUAUGAGCUGUGUGGAGCACCAACUGAAAUCAACUGGCCUGGGGUUUCUAAGAUACCUUAUUAUAAUAAAUUUAUGCCAACAAGGCCAAUGAAAAGACGUUUGAGGGAAGUUUUCCGGCAUUUUGAUCAUCAUGCUCUCGAGUUGUUGGAGAAGAUGUUGACACUUGAUCCAGCACAGAGAAUUACUGCGAAAGAUGCACUUGAUGCUGAGUAUUUCUGGACAGAUCCAUUACCAUGUGACCCCAAGAGUUUACCCAAGUACGAGUCAUCACAUGAGUUUCAGACAAAGAAAAAGCGCCAACAACAACGGCAAAAUGAAGAAAUGGCUAAGCGUCAGAAAAUGCAGCACCCACAGCAGCACAGUCGUCUUCCCCCCAUUCAGCAGCCCGGACAACAUGGUCAAAUGCGGUCAGGACCAAACCAACAGAUUCAUGGCUCUCAACCCCCAGUUGCUGCAGGACCUACUCAUCAUUAUGGCAAGCCUAGAGGUCCAUCUGGUGGACCAGGAAGAUAUCCUCCCAAUGGAAACCAAGGCGGAGGAUACAAUCACCCAAAUCGAGGAGGUCAAGGUGGUGGUUAUGGCACGGGACCUUAUCCUCCCCAAGGGCGGGGUGCACCUUAUGGGUCCAAUAACAUGCCUAGUGGUGGUCCCCGUGGUGGCGGUGGUGGUGGUGGCGGCGGGGGCAGUGGCUAUGGAGUUGGAGCUCCAAAUUAUCCCCAACAAGGUGGUCCAUAUGGGGGUUCGGCAGCUGGUCGUGGCUCAAACAUGAUGGGUGGAAACCGCAAUCAACAGCAGUAUGGUUGGCAGCAGUAAAUAUACUUUCUUACGAUGAUCAGUAUUUGCACUAUGAUUUGGCAAUACCCUGAUAAAUUUGAGACAGAUCGGACUAUUAAUGGAUCAAGUUAUUUAGAAGAAGAUAUGAGAUCUGACCUCUAUGGUUUGUAUACUAUUGAGAUAUACUAUUCUCAUUAAGUACCUGGAAACCUUUGUGAUGCGUGCAUGCACCUUCAGUAAUGUUUGGUGCUCCUAAUCAUAAGGGCUCCACGAAAGAAGAGUGAACCUCCGAUUUUUUAGUUUUUUUUUUUCUCUAUACUCAUUGAAUCCUGUGCAUUAUGUAUGGACGAUAGCAGCAUAUUUCAAAUGUGUUACAAACAGCUGCUUACUGAUAUUCUUUUCAGGAUACUUCCUUGUA